Cantharellus anzutake is the source of this 1839-nucleotide messenger RNA. RefSeq names its product major facilitator superfamily domain-containing protein. Gene Ontology annotation, molecular function: basic amino acid transmembrane transporter activity. The record is from RefSeq and is a predicted model, not a curated record. Gene Ontology annotation, biological process: basic amino acid transport; transmembrane transport. Gene Ontology annotation, cellular component: fungal-type vacuole membrane. The transcript is spliced from 8 exons. Bases 1 to 1839 code for a protein of 612 amino acids. NCBI's taxonomy places the organism in Eukaryota, Fungi, Basidiomycota, Agaricomycetes, Cantharellales, Hydnaceae.
AUGCCUAUCACCGCACCACCUCAUGAAAUUCGUUCCCCCUCAAGUGCCACUGGCCAUUCUCAGUCAUCAGAGCAACGAUGUACGCCCGAGAAGGAUGAACCUAAGCCGCUGGGAGGUUUGAGAGGGUUUUGGAAGCGCUGGCGUCUUCUGAUCAAAAUGAUGAUUGCCUUACUCUUCCCGAUCUUUCUUGAGACCUUGGAUGCCACUGUUGUUGCUAGCGCCCAACCUCAGAUCGCUUCCGCAUUUAACAGUUUGGACUUGGAGAGCUGGGUUGGAACAAGCUAUUCCGCCACCAGUACCGCUUUCCUCCUUGUGUUCGCCAACCUCACGAAUAUUUUCGGGCGGUAUGCUACUAUUCAAUUCGCUCUGAUUGUCUUCGCGAUUGGAUCGGCUCUCUCGACUGGGGCUCAAAACAUGCCAAUGCUCUUGGCAGGACGGGGAAUAUCCGGAGUCGGAACUGCUGCUCUUGUGACCGCUACACGCGUCAUCUUCGCAGAUACCAAAAAUAUUCGAUCAAGUUCAAUACACGCCAUAAUGAUAUCUCUGCUGUUUUCUGUUGGCUAUUCUACAGGUCUCAGACCCGUCAUUGGUGGAGCCCUAUCUACAGUCUCGUUCCGCUGGAUCUUUGCCAUUAACCUGCCUAUUUCCGUUGCAAGCAUGAUUCUUGUUUUCCUUCUCCUUCGAGAUGACCUUCCUGGGCCCCAGCACGAUCCUCGUGAUGACCUUCCCGGACGCGCCAGACCAAAUGGGCAUAACCUUCUUUUUCGGCUCUCUAAAAUCGAUUGGAUAGGCUCAUUAAUCUUUGUUUUUGCCAGCAUCCUCAUUCUACUUGGGCUGAACUGGGGAUCGACGCGCGGGUGGGAUCAGAGUAGGGUUAUUAUAACUCUUGUAGCUGGAGGCAUCCUGCUUUUGGUAUUUCUCUCCUGGGAGCUCUAUCUUGGGCGUUACGAAAUCACUCCCAAUGCGGAUGGGACAACGAAGUCGUAUCCAGCUCCCUUAAUUACGGGUGGAGAAAUUGUUCUACCGAAGGAGCCUCCACGUCUCAUCACCCACACGGUCCGGAUGUUACCCCUUUACAUUUUCAAGACCUACAACGUAACUGCCAUUUGUACUACUUCCAUGGCUAUUGGCAUGCUCCUGUGCAUCUGCUUCUACUUUAUGGCCAUUUAUUUCAACAUUGUAGCCGGUUACUCUAGUACACAGUCCGGAGCGCAACUUCUAUACUUCCAGCCCGGCCUUGGUGUCGGAUUCUACCUCUCUAUGGUUCUUGUCCAUCGCCUUCAAGCAGCUCCUUCAGCCCAUUGGUGUUGGGCUCUUGGGGAUGGGUUAGGCAACAAGAAUAUGGCGGAGAUUAUUAGUUCCCUAUCAAUCUGUGGUAUUAGUAUGGGCAUGACGUUCGGAACCGGCGAGAUGGUGGCACGUUUCGCGGCUGGAGAAGAACACAUGGUUGUUGUAGUGACCUUGAACAUCUUCUUCCUAAUGGUGGGAGCAACAGUUGGUCUUGCUCAGCAAUUUGCGGUAUUCGAGUCAAAAGCUCGAUCCUAUAUCGACUACCUCAAAACUACGCACCAAAUCUCCUUUUCCGAUGCGGCUACCAUCACCAGUAGCCUCAGCUCUCUCAGUCAUGGAGGCAAUGCAAUCGACCAACUCCCAUCUCAUCUCAAGUCGUUUGUCCAGGAUGCAUAUCGAUAUGGCAGCAAAUGGGCAGUUUACUCAAUCGUACCGUGGCUUGUCGUCGGUGCACUGCCAUGCCUGUUUAUAAACAGCAUCAAGUUGGCUGACGCGACGGGCGACGUCGUGACAGAGGAACAUGAGGAAGGAUCACCUGCACAGCAGUAA